AUGCUGAAACCCCAAAUAAUGAUGUCUGGUGAAGCUCUUAGAGAUCUCAAUAUCCUGCCUGAGUGUGAGAGGAAGACUCAGAACUCCAUUAAUGGGAGCUUUUCCAAGCCUCAUGUGGAGCAUACUACUGAAACUCUUGAAGAAAUUCAGAGAAAAGAAACUUCUUGUUUGGUUAAAACUCUUAUCAAUGGAUGUGAAACUCCGAACUCUGGCGUCGAGGUGGGAAAUUCAGAAGUGGAAUACAUUGAAUCUGGGGACUUGAAUGACGUAGAAGAUGUGGAACAGAGUCUCAAGACACUCUUAGCUGGCUUAGACUCCAAAGAUUGGAUUUUGGUGUGUGAGGCACUUAAUGAUGUACGCCGGCUCUCGAUAUUUCAGAAGGAAGCUAUGGUCAACAUGUUGGAAAGAGUGAUUCCCCUCAUUGUGAAGUCCCUGAAGAAUCCCAGAAGUGCGGUUUGUAAAACCGCAAUUAUGACGUCUGCAGACAUUUUCAGUGCAUAUGGUGAUCAUAUAGUUGAUUCACUAGACCCUGUGCUUGUACAACUUCUUCUCAAGUCUUCACAAGACAAAAGAUUUGUAUGUGAGGCUGCUGAAAGAUCUCUAAUAGCUAUGACUACUUGGGUUUCCCCCAAUUUGUUGUUACCAAAGUUGCAACCUUAUCUGAAGAACAGGAAUCCUCGAAUUCGAGCGAAAGCUUCAAUGUGCUUUUGUAAAAGUGUACCAAGACUGGGAGUUGAGGGAAUCAAAGCAUAUGGGAUUGACAAGUUGAUCCAAAUAGCUGCAACCCAGCUUAGUGACCAGCUUCCUGAAUCCAGGGAGGCAGCUCGUGCUCUCUUGUUGGAGCUGCAAACUGUGGAAAGAGUGAUUCCCCUCAUUGUGAAGUCCCUGAAGAAUCCCAGAAGUGCGGUUUGUAAAACCGCAAUUAUGACGUCUGCAGACAUUUUCAGUGCAUAUGGUGAUCAUAUAGUUGAUUCACUAGACCCUGUGGCACUUAAUGAUGUACGCCGGCUCUCGAUAUUUCAGAAGGAAGCUAUGGUCAACAUGUUGGAAAGAGUGAUUCCCCUCAUUGUGAAGUCCCUGAAGAAUCCCAGAAGUGCGGUUUGUAAAACCGCAAUUAUGACGUCUGCAGACAUUUUCAGUGCAUAUGGUGAUCAUAUAGUUGAUUCACUAGACCCCGUGCUUGUACAACUUCUUCUCAAGUCUUCACAAGACAAAAGAUUUGUAUGUGAGGCUGCUGAAAGAUCUCUAAUAGCUAUGACUACUUGGGUUUCCCCCAAUUUGUUGUUACCAAAGUUGCAACCUUAUCUGAAGAACAGGAAUCCUCGAAUUCGAGCUAAAGCUUCAAUGUGCUUUUGUAAAAGUGUACCAAGACUGGGAGUUGAGGGAAUCAAAGCAUAUGGGAUUGACAAGUUGAUCCAAAUAGCUGCAUCCCAGCUUAGUGACCAGCUUCCUGAAUCCAGGGAGGCAGCUCGUGCUCUCUUGUUGGAGCUGCAAACUGUGAGGGCCUUUAGGAGAGGACUUGGUAACAGUAGUCUGGUUGGGAGGGGCGGCUUUGGAACCACAAGCAUGUCUCAAAAUGAUCUAGAAAAGCUACCUUGCUUCGAUUUCAUUGCGAAUUCUAGGGGAAGUAGUCCUGUUGAUUGUGCAGUGUGUUUAGAGAACUUUAGGGUCGGCGAUAAGUGUAAGUUAUUGCCUUUAUGCAAGCAUAGUUUUCACGCAGAGUGUCUGGAUUCAUGGCUUUUGAGGACACCCAGUUGCCCAAUCUGCAGGACUACUGCUGAUUCUUGGAAGGGGGAUUCAGUAUCCGAUGGUGAAAGCAGCUGUUCCAGUGAGAUUGCGAUCGAGUUGAGAGAGCACCAAUCAACAGACAGCGGCCAGAAUGUAAUGGAGUUGAGAGAGGGCCAAACAGCAGAAAGUGGCCAUUUGAAUGAUCUUGGAACAGAGCUGAGAGAGAGCCAAACCAUAGAAAGCACUCAUUUGGGUGAUAUUGAAACUGAACCAAGAGAGAACCAAACAGCUUUAGUUGGAUCAUAA
This is a messenger RNA of Ilex paraguariensis (yerba mate), 2034 nucleotides long. Lineage: Eukaryota; Viridiplantae; Streptophyta; Magnoliopsida; Aquifoliales; Aquifoliaceae. The record is from the annotation of a GenBank genome assembly.